Molecule: messenger RNA, 339 nt
Organism: Mesorhabditis belari
Lineage: Eukaryota; Metazoa; Nematoda; Chromadorea; Rhabditida; Rhabditidae
Source: the annotation of a GenBank genome assembly
AUGAGAAUUUUCAUUGUUUCUCUGUUCUUCAUUGUAUCGGUGUUCUCGGCCCCAAUUCCCGGCGGUGCGAAUCCAGAGGCUCCCGCUGAUCCAUCAGAACCCGUCGACCCAGCUACCAAUUGUGUAGAUCGAGUUGCUUGGUGUACGGAGUCAAUGUGUAUAACGAAUGUGAAAGAAACCGAGUUUUACAACAAAUUCGAGGAUAGCGGAGAGGCUAAAACUUUUGUGGUCCGAGAAACAAACCCGAUCGGGCUGAAAUGGACGUGCAAAAAGACGAUGCCGUCUCUGCAAUGUGCCAACUCCAAAACACUCAACACCUCAGCCGUAAAAAACAAUCAA